AUGAUUUGCCAACGCACGACAAAGGCGGUCGUCCAUAUCUUCACUGAGCAGGGGUUUUUCGCAGACGUUUAUCUUGACGAUUUUUACGGCGCGGAAUAUCCAUCUCUUGCAGCCCAGGCCUUUUCCUGUCUCGGUCAGCUAUUCCAACAUCUCGGCUUAGAUUCUUCUCCUGAGAAGGACUCGCCUCCUUCAACGUCCAUGAUUUGUCUCGGUCUUCUUGUUGACACUGCAGCGUUCACCCUCGAGGUUCCUCCUUCACGUCUUGACGAUUUACAGGCCGAACUCAAACUUUGGCAAUCCUCUACCUGUUUUACUAAGAAACAACUUCAGUCCCUCCUAGGGAAGCUCUCUUUUGUUACCGCUUGCGUUAAGCCCGGUAGAAUCUUCAUGGCUCGACUCCUAAAUAGUCUUCGCGAGUGCACGCAGCUAGCCCGUCACCGAUACCCCAUUUCUGCUUCUAUGCUCUCAGAUAUUCAGUGGUGGCUCGAUUUUCUUCCCCGGUUUAAUCGUGUAUCGCUCAUCAAGCCUUCCUCCUGGGACUUUGAGAGCCUUAACUUCUCGACCGACGCCUGCCUUUCUGGAGGCGGCGCUACUUGUCAAACGGAGUGCAUUAGCUUUGUUUUUCCUGAUUGUAUUUCUCCUGACAAUCUUCAUAUCAACGCGCUGGAACUUUUCACGAUCAUUGUUUCACUCAAGCACUGGGCUCCUCAGUUACGCGGACGCAAAUUCAUCAUUGCCUGUGAUAACUCCGCUGCGGUGACCGUUAUCAAUUCUACAAGAUCCAAGGAUCCUUUCCUGCAGCGCUGUCUGCGACAACUUUGGUUCACCGCUGCUCUUUUCGAUUUUGAAGUUCGAGCAUUACACGUUCCUGGAAAACACAAUCAAUUCGCGGACUGUCUCAGCCGUUGGCAUUCAGAUGCUUCAGCUCGCGAUACUUAUUAUCGUCUGUGUAGUGACUUUGAUCAGAUUUUUCAUUAUCAAGAUAUUGACUCUGCUUGUUUUUCUUUCGACGUUGCGUGA
Messenger RNA from Pocillopora verrucosa, 1020 nucleotides. NCBI's taxonomy places the organism in Eukaryota, Metazoa, Cnidaria, Anthozoa, Scleractinia, Pocilloporidae. The record is from RefSeq and is a predicted model, not a curated record.